CUUCCGAAGUCAACAGGCGCCAUUGUUGUUGCAUUAUCUUCUGAAUAUAUCGCUCGGGUUUGAAUCUGCGCUAGUUUGAACAUCGCUUUUGAGUGUCAGUAUGCAGACGAGCAGCUAUGUUCAAGAUCUGAUGGCGACAAGGUUUCCCCAGGUUCUCGUCCUCCCAACCACUCCUGUCUCUCGUCGUCGCUGUGUGACCCGUCCCCAUCCCCUGUCCCUCCUGCCCUCACCCAUCACGUCCCUCCCCGACCCUGUCUCAUCUGUGUCAGUGAACAUCACUGGUCAGGUCAUCAUGGAUGAUACUGAUUUCAUUGAGAUACUUCUUGGUGAAGAUGACGACACACGUGUGAAGCCCCAGUCUUUCAUGAGAGCCUUCCUGUCCCGUGUGAUCAACAUGAUCAAGAGAAUGUUCACAUCCAACAAGAUGAAUGCUUGAAGCAACAUUUUGUGUUGUUGUGCCUCCCUUAAACCUUUGUGAUUAUUUUGGGACUGUUAACAAAUCAUUAGAACAUUUUGGGAAAAGCACAAUCAUAUUGUAUCAGUAGUUUUUAUAUGGUUAAUAUAUCUGUUUGUUGCUGAAACACACUUGUUACUGACUUUGUUAAC
Messenger RNA from Haliotis rufescens (red abalone), 606 nucleotides. RefSeq lists its product as uncharacterized. Bases 101 to 436 code for a protein of 111 amino acids. The transcript has 3 exons. NCBI's taxonomy places the organism in Eukaryota, Metazoa, Mollusca, Gastropoda, Lepetellida, Haliotidae. The record is from RefSeq and is a predicted model, not a curated record.